Messenger RNA from Emiliania huxleyi CCMP1516, 1046 nucleotides. RefSeq lists its product as hypothetical. The annotation marks the transcript as partial. NCBI's taxonomy places the organism in Eukaryota, Haptophyta, Isochrysidales, Noelaerhabdaceae. The record is from RefSeq and is a predicted model, not a curated record. The transcript is spliced from 7 exons.
GCGAGCGGCCGAUCCAGCGGCGACGCCCUGGCGAAGAGCGCGAUGCUCUCGCUCUUGCAGCUCGCGUCGCUGUUCGCCACCGGGCUCGUCACGCCCAGUCAGCUCACCACGCUCAUAUCAAGCUCGCUCCGGCCGUCCUCCUACCUCGCGACCAGCCCCGCCGCCGCCCGACGCGUCGCUGACGCGUGCGCCGAACUGGAGGCGACGGCGCCGCCGCCGCUCUGGCCCCGCGACCUUCGCAGGCUGGACGGGUCGUGGAGGCUGAUCUACUCAUCCGCCCUGGCCGGGCCGCAGCCGCCCUCGCCGCUCGACGGUCUGCCGGCGCCUCCCGCGGCGCUCCUCGCCGCCGUCGAGUCGGCGCCAUUCGCGCCUCUCGGCGGCGGUGUCCAGCAGAACGUCGACGUCUUCAAACGCCGCAUCGUCAACGUCGUCGAACUCUCGCCGUGGCCAACUGGAGCUCUCGGCGGCCUCCUCUCCUCCGCCCCCGGACCGCUCGGGCAGGCGAGCAAGCAGCUCCAGGCCGCUCGCGUGGUGCUCGAGCUCGACCACUCCUUCAGCGCGGACGGCGACGGCUCCGACGGCACUGGUCCAGCUCUCUCCGCCCCUCCUCGCGCCUGCUCUCCCCGUAUCUCCCCAUAUCUCCCCACAUCUCACCGCACCACGUCGCGCCACAUCUCCCCAUAUCUCCCCACAUCUCCCAUCGAGGCGAGCGGCGGCGGGCUCCACGAUCUCGCUCACGCUCGAGGAGGUGCGGCGAGCUACGGGGAGAUAUGGGGAGAUAUGGGGAGAUCACGCUCGAGGAGGUGCGGCGCGCAGGUGCCGCGGGCUUCGUCGUACUCCCUGCCUCCGCCGCUGCGGCCGCUGGCGUCGGGGAAGUUCGCGACGACGUACCUCAGCGGCAGCUUCCGCAUCUCGCGCGCCGUGCCGCCGCUGCCUUCGGCGCCGGCGGAGCUGCGUGUCUUCGUGAGGGAGGGCGGCGGCGACGAGGGUGCCACGUGGCAGGAGGAGGAGGACGCAAGGACGGCGGCGGCGGAGGAGGAGGCAGC